AUGACACCCAUCAAAGUUGCGAUCGCUAGUAACUCGCUCGGCAAGUCAGCUGCAGGGCAUACACUUUUCCAUAAACUGGAGGCUGCCAAAUUGCACGGGUUUGAUGGAGUGGAAGUUGCAAUCGAGUGUCUUGAAGCGCAUGCUUCCUCCUUCUCCCAAUCAUCUCGGGCUUCCCGCCUGCGCGCAGCCGCCGCUGAUGUUAAACGAAAGGCGCAAGAGCUAUCUUUAUCUCUGAUUGCGCUCAACCCCUUUGGCGCAUAUGAUGGGCUUGUGGACCCAUCCGAGGUCAAUUCCCGUCUAGAGGAGGCAGAGCUUUGGUGUGAUCUCUGUCGCUUGAUGCGAAUUCCAAUCUUUCAAAUCACAUCGUGUCUGUACCCUAUUGAUCCUGCUAGAAUCACGCCAGAUGUAACAACAAUCGCCGCGAACAUGAAGCGAUUGGGACUCCUUGCCCAAAAAUACAAUUUGCAAGUUGCAUACGAAGCGCCCGCUUGGGGAAUUCACCUAAACACUUGGCAGCAAAUCCACGAGAUUAUCGAGCUUGUUGAUCUUCCGAAUGUUCGUCAUUGUCUUGAUACCUUCCACAUUUCUGCCAAAGAGGCAGGCGAUCCAUUCAAUGCUGCUGCUCCAAUUCGACCAGGCGGCCUGACAAAUCUACGUCGAUCCUUGGAUGAAAUGAAACAAACUGUUACGCCAAAUCAAGUUGCUUAUUUCCAGUUGAGUGAUGCGAUGGUUGCGGAUCAAAGCCAGGUGGGUUACCCAAAGCGCGACCUUAACCAGCCGCCUUACAUGACUCAAUCGCGAAACUGCCGGAUCUUCCCUUGUGAAGCAAAUCGUGGAGGCGUGCUUCCUGCGCUUGAGGUUGCAAAAGCUGUGUUUGACCUUGGAUAUACUGGGUGGGUGUCGAUGGAAGUAUUUCAUACCGAUAUGUGGAAUCCACGCUCUUUAGUGCCGGACGACUGGGCUAAAAGAGGGAUGGCUUCAUGGCGAGAAAUAUCCUUCCACUGUGGACUUGGCCGGCAUACCAAUGGGAAGUUGUGA
Penicillium coprophilum is the source of this 1038-nucleotide messenger RNA. Its product is annotated as sugar phosphate isomerase/epimerase family protein. The record is from RefSeq and is a predicted model, not a curated record. Bases 1 to 1038 code for a protein of 345 amino acids. The transcript is spliced from 3 exons. Lineage: Eukaryota; Fungi; Ascomycota; Eurotiomycetes; Eurotiales; Aspergillaceae.